GAAGAUGGCAUGGCCGAAUGUGCACCCGGUGAUGAGAAUGCUUUCACUACAUCAACCACAAUGCACAUCCUGAAGCACCAUCAACCAAUUUCUCUUCUCUCGCUCUUUUCAUUCCCAUCUAUUGUGGAGAUAAGAGGCAGAAGAGGCAGAGGGUUGUUCUUUGAUCUGUCUGGUGGACAUUUGGAUAACGAAUGGUAA
This is a messenger RNA of Acanthocheilonema viteae, 198 nucleotides long. NCBI's taxonomy places the organism in Eukaryota, Metazoa, Nematoda, Chromadorea, Rhabditida, Onchocercidae. The record is from the annotation of a GenBank genome assembly.